AUGAGUAAUAGCCUAAUACAAAACAUCCUUCAAUCAUUUACGCGACGAAAACGAGUAUCGGCAGCUAGUUCACUUGAAUCAAAAUUACGGCGAUGUUUAACUAUUUUCGAUUUAGUUACUCUCGGUAUCGGUAGCACAUUGGGAGCGGGAAUUUAUAUAUUAGCUGGGGAUGUGGCAAAGUUCUCUUCAGGUGGUGGCGUUAUAUUAUCUUUUCUAUUUGCUGGAAUUGCAUCGAUGUUGGCUGGUCUGUCGUAUGCUGAGACAGGAUGGAAUCUUAUACUCGAAUAUGUUGUUGGAGCGGCAUCGACUGCUCGUGCAUGGUCUAGCUCAGUGGACGCUGUUAUGGGAUUUAGAAUGAGCAGCAUGUUUCAAGAGUAUUUUCCAGUACAUAUGCCACCAUUUGCACCUUAUCUUGAUAUCACCGCAUUUACUUUAACAAUUAUUGCCACAAUUAUCUUGGCCACCGGUGUCAAAGAAUCGAGUAAAAUGAAUAAUAUUUGUACGGCUAUAAAUUUGAUUUGUGUGGCAAUUAUUAUUAUUAUUGGAUCUUCUAAAGUUAAUUUCAAGAACUGGAAACUCACUAGAGAACAAGUACGAACUAAUGCAACAUUUAAUGCUGGCAAUGGAGGUUUUAUACCUUAUGGGAUUAGCGGAGUGCUAAGUGGUGCGGCAACAUGUUUCUAUGCAUUUGUUGGAUUUGACUUAGUGGCAACAACUGGAGAAGAAACGCAAGAUCCUCGAAAGGCUAUACCCCUUAGUAUCUGUCUUGUACUCUUGGUUUGUUGUGGUGUCUAUUGUGGCAUUGCAGCGGUUCUCACCUUGAUGGUUCCUUAUUAUUCAAUUAGAGUUGAAGGUUCUUUGCCAGAUGCAUUUAAUCGCGUUGGACUACCAUCUGUCACUUGGAUAAUUACUUUUGGAGCGGUGACCGGACUUACAGCCUCACUCAUAGGAUCAUUAUUCCCUUUACCAAGAGUAUGCUAUGCCAUGGCACUCGACGGUCUACUAUUUUCAAUAUUUGGUGAAGUAAAUGAAAAUCGUAUACCAAUAUAUGGCACAAUAUGCGGAGGAUUAUUGUCAGCUAUAAUGGCAUUAAUAUUCGACAUGAUUACAUUAGUAGAAAUGAUGUCGAUCGGUACAUUGAUUGCUUAUACACUUGUAAGUAUUGCUGUUGUUAUUCUACGUUAUGAAAAAUUGGAAACAAUCAAUGAAUUAGAUCUGAAGGCAAAUGACGACCAGAAACAGAGAAAUGAUAAAAUAUCAGCAUCUCCUUCAACAAAUAUAGACCAACUAAGCAUCACUUCUAUUGUUGGCAUUAUCGUUUUAUUGAUAAUUAUAUUGUGUAUGAUUUCAAUCCACUUGUUUGAAAACCACGAUUCAAUCUCAAGUUCAUCAGUUAUUCUAUUUUGUAUUGUUACCCUUGUGUUAAUAUUAGUAACAUAUUUUGGCCUAGCAAAAAGACAACAGUACCUUGACUCAACUCUCUUUCAUGUACCAUAUGUACCAUGGUUUCCCGUUCUUAGCAUUCUAUUUAAUAUUUAUUUAAUGCUCAAGCUUAAACCAGCAACAUGGAUGAGAUUUUUAAUUUGGAUGAUAGCAGGAUUUUCUAUAUAUUUUGGCUAUGGUAUGAAGAGAGCGGGUAAAAUUAUGGCAAAUUAA
Messenger RNA from Didymodactylos carnosus, 1656 nucleotides. Lineage: Eukaryota; Metazoa; Rotifera; Eurotatoria; Philodinida; Philodinidae. The record is from the annotation of a GenBank genome assembly.